Messenger RNA from Sarcophilus harrisii (Tasmanian devil), 2957 nucleotides. It is a transcript of the gene NEGR1, whose product is annotated as neuronal growth regulator 1. Gene Ontology annotation, cellular component: neuron projection. Lineage: Eukaryota; Metazoa; Chordata; Mammalia; Dasyuromorphia; Dasyuridae. Bases 178 to 1242 code for a protein of 354 amino acids. The transcript is spliced from 7 exons. The record is from RefSeq and is a predicted model, not a curated record.
CACACACACACACACACACACACACACACACACACUCACACUCACACACACAGCCCUAGCAAACUGUGGAGCUGUGGAGUGCCGCCUGGUUCCCCGGAAAGGAGGACUUGCGAGCGCCAGGGGGUGGGGGACGGAGAGCUGGAGGCUGCUGGAGAGUGGGGAGCAGCUCUAGCAGGGAUGGACAUCAUGAUGCUGGUGCAGGGCGCUUGCUGCUCGAACCAGUGGCUGGCCGCGGUGCUGCUGAGCCUCUGCUGCCUGCUGCCUUCCUGCCUCCCGGCUGGACAGAGUAUGGACUUGCCUUGGCCGGCAGUGGACAACCUGAUGGUCAGAAAGGGGGACACGGCGGUGCUUAGGUGUUAUUUGGAAGAUGGAGCUUCAAAGGGUGCCUGGCUAAACCGGUCAAGUAUUAUUUUUGCGGGAGGUGAUAAGUGGUCGGUGGAUCCUCGAGUUUCAAUUUCCACAUUAAAUAAAAGGGACUACAGCCUCCAGAUACAGAAUGUCGAUGUGACAGAUGAUGGGCCAUACACGUGUUCUGUGCAGACCCAACACACGCCUCGAACAAUGCAGGUGCACUUAACGGUACAAGUUCCUCCGAAGAUAUAUGACAUCUCAACUGACAUGACUGUCAAUGAAGGAACCAAUGUCACCCUUACUUGCCUGGCAACUGGGAAACCAGAGCCUUCCAUUUCUUGGAGACAUAUCUCCCCAUCAGCAAAACCAUUUGAGAGCGGGCAGUACUUGGACAUCUACGGAAUCACAAGGGACCAGGCCGGGGAAUACGAGUGUGGAGCGCAAAAUGACGUGUCAUUCCCAGAUGUGAAAAAAGUUAAAAUCGUCGUGAACUUUGCCCCCACAAUCCAGGAAAUAAAAUCCGGCACAGUGGCCCCUGGACGCAGCGGAUUGAUCAGAUGCGAAGGUGCAGGUGUGCCUCCUCCGGCCUUCGAGUGGUACAAAGGAGAAAAGAAGCUCUUCAAUGGUCAACAAGGAAUCGUCAUUCAAAACUUCAGUACAAGAUCCAUCCUCACCGUCACCAAUGUUACACAGGAGCACUUUGGAAACUAUACAUGUGUGGCUGCCAAUAAGCUAGGCACAACCAAUGCUAGCUUGCCUCUUAACCCUCCAAGCACGGCCCAGUAUGGAAUCACCGGAAGUGCUGAAGUCCUGUUCUCCUGCUGGUCCCUGGUCCUGUCACUGCCCUCUCUCACCAGCAUACUCUACCUGAAGGACAUCAUUCUACAAUAAAUGUACAGACCCAUAAAAGGCUUUGAAGGAUUCUCUGAAAGUGCCGAUGACUGGAUCCAAUCUGGUACAGUUUGUUCAGAGCAGCGUGGGAUGUAAUCAGCAGUGCUUACAUGGGGAAUGAUCGCCUUCUGUAGAAUUGCUCAUUAUGUAAAUACUUUAAUUCGACUCCUUUUUUGAUUAGCUGCAUUACCGUGCACAUUGUCCUUUUUUUAAGACGUGCGAGCUCUGAAAUUACUUUUAGAGGAUAUUAAUUGUGAUUUCAUGUUUGUAAGCGACAACUUUUCAAAAGCAUUCAGUCAUGGUCUGCUAGCUUGUAGACCGUAGUUUACAAAAAACAAAAAAAUUAAAAAAAAAACAAAAAAAAAAAGAAUAUUGCAGUGAAUAUGGGAUUCUUUGAGGCUGCAAUACAAUCAUUUAGUUCCCUGUUUCAAAAAAAAAAUUCUUCCCAUUCACACAGAUGCAUUUUUCCUUUUUUUUUUUUCAGAAAAAAACAAAAGCAAAUACGAUUGCCUUCAGACCAUUUCUUCAAAAUAUAACACAUAUCUAGAUUUUUCUGCUAGCAUGAUAUUCAGGUUUCAAGAAUGAGCCUUGUAAUAUAACUGCGCUAUGCAGUCCUGCUUAUUUUAUUUUUCCUGUAAAUUCAGCAUGGGUGUGCCUUCACAAAAUAAAUAAAUAAAUAAAGAUUUUCUCUUCCUCUUCAACAAAUUUGGAAUUUUGGGGUGAAUGCUAAAAUUGAAAAAAAAAUAGUCAGUUUGACCAUCCUUGAUCCCUACCUGAAUGAAGGUGGUAUUGGCUUAUAUGUAUUUUUUUUUAAAUACCUCUUUCUCCAUCAUUAGGGGAAUAAAAGAACAGUUCAGAACUCUACCCAAAGCUCAAAUGGAUGAUUUUUUUCCCUUUUUUCUGCUAGGACAGGACAGGUCAGGUGUAUUUAAAGUAAAUUUUUUCUGUUGAUACAGUUAAGCUCUGUAUCCUCUCCGGAAGAAGAUAUCGACCCCCUCUCCCCCUUAUUUUAUUUUAUUCUAUUGCUUUUGUUUGGAAAAAAAAUCAAACAGCACAAAUCUUUCAGGAGAUUUUUUCGGGGAUGAGGCCCUUUGGCUUCUCACCCUUCCAAGUUGAAAUCAGUUCCGUGCUGCCUCAAAGAAUAUGGCAGUUCUUUUGUCCACUGCUCCCAAAUUGAUUCUGCUCAUGAACUUGGGUUUGUAUUGCAGCUGUUAAGUUAGUAUACCGUAGACAGUGCUUCUGUUGGCCAAAUGGGUUUGACUCUGUGCCAUCUGAGAGCCCUUCUCAGGUGAUGUUCUAGGCUAUCUAUGUUUUUUAAAAGUGUGCUCCAAGAUUUGUGAUUCCAGUAACUCUACCUUGGUAUACAGUCGACAAUGGUGGCAGAAUAUUAGAAUGUCUUUCCAUCUCGGGCCAGUCUCUGAAAGAGCUCAUUCUGAAGGGCAAUCUUCCGCCCUCAGAUGAAUGGCCUGGCCCAGUAGCAUGCUUUAUUUCUUCUUACAUGAUGUAUGUAAGUUGAAGGUAAGCCACUAGUGAUGGAAAAUGAAGAAAAUGUUAAUUCUGUAAGUCAUUGUGGAUACUAAAUUUCUCUUUCUCUUGUAAAGAACCAAGGACCACAGUAGUGAAGACAAAUACUGUUACCCUGAAACGUGCUACUCUCCAGUAAUAUUCCUGUGGUUUUACUGUUUAUUAAAGUAACACUAUGGCCUUGAAUACCA